This is a messenger RNA of Brenthis ino (lesser marbled fritillary), 228 nucleotides long. Lineage: Eukaryota; Metazoa; Arthropoda; Insecta; Lepidoptera; Nymphalidae. The record is from the annotation of a GenBank genome assembly.
AUGCUACAUAGAAACAAUGGACUUGCCCAGGAUAAUGCUCAUAACUGCAAAGUGGAGGAGACUAAGUCUGAAGGCAGACCCUGGCAAAAGCCGGGAUUGAUAAAUGCCAGGCAGAAGAAUAAGAAGAAGAUAGCUCCAAUGGUAUCCGAUGUUCCUGUAUAUGGCAAUAAGUUAAAAAAGCAAGUACCUGCAGCAUGUCAGAAACUUCGCAAUGCGAGUGAGAUUACA